AAACUUUUGAACCCUAACCGAAGAUUCUGAGUUGUGCACUUCAUAGAGAAAGUAAAAUAAUUAUUUUACUUACUCUAUGGUGCACUUCAAAGUGACAACCUUCGGCAGCAAAACAUUAAAGACUUUACUAUUUAUCUCUUAAAAUUCAGGUCGUCAAUAAGGGCCCCUCUAGUGAACCGUGUCCCCAUUUCAAGGCCCUGGGGGUUGCUCCUUUGUAAUUAAGCCCCAAAUCACGUUUGUUUGCUAUGAUAAGAGCUAAUUGCUAUCCAAAGCGGUCUUAUCAAUGAAGAAGCGCAAAGCUCGGUAGGCAGGAGCUUCCGCUAUGGAGACCGUAGUGAAUGGGGCCCUCGCCCCAGAUGGGGAUAGAGUGGAGAAACGAACGCGGCGAAGAGUAGGCAACAAGUCCAUCAUCCAGAGUGCCAUUGCUCGCAAAGAGCGUUCUUUGAGGCUGGACGACAGGCCUAAAAAGCGCCCCUCUAGGGCUGAGCCAGCCAAGAGGCCCCAAAGAUCAAAGCCGGCCCUCAGGCCCGUCAAGCCUGAGCCAGAGGACGAGUGGAGCGGCCCUGAAGCCAGGGUGGCCCCCCCACUGUGCAAAUGCACUGAAGACAAGCAACUGUUUAUGGAGAAUGCACAAGGUCGUCAGUUUUGCUCCGCCGUGGACGGAAUUGGGGACCAGCUUUUCGGUUGUUGUCGACUGGUGGACGUCACGGAAGCCCCAUUGAGUAGGCCCUCUGUACGGGUGCCGUUUGGGGUGCUGUGCGGCUCCCACCGUCAAAGACUGAUCAGGCACAAUUGCUGCCCCAUUUGCGGUGUUUUCUGCACCCAUGGGCGCUUCGCGCAAUGUGCCGCCGAACACCAUUUUCACAAAGACUGCCAGCAGGAGGGCGCCUGUCCCCAUUGCGCCGACCCUGCUCCCUGCACUGAUAUCACCAUCACCAUGCAUUCGCCUAAGCAGCCAGUGUUCCUUCCCGUUCAAAGAUCUCAGUACCCCUCAACUAGUGAGGCGGCUCUCAUCAGUAUUACUGCCCCAAAAAGGGGACGGAGCCCCGAAGUCCCCAUCAUUCCCCCUGGCCAGUUACAGCCAAUCCGGGACGGGACCACGGUGCGUUUGGACGAGUGCAACCACGCAGGGCUGGUGGCGGCUGUUGAAGAAAGCGACGCCCAAAGGGCGGCAGUGAUUUUGGAAACAGGAAACGUGGACCUGCACAGCCGUCUGCCCGAGUGCAACAACGGAACUUUUCUGCACCUGGCCGUUCAAAAGGGCGACCUUCCCAUUGUUUAUCUGCUAGUGGCCUAUCGGGUGGAUCUGGACGCCCUGGACGCAGAGCAAGGCUCCGCCUUGAUGCUGGCAGUGACGGAACAUCGGAACCAGAUCGCCCAGUAUUUGAUAACAGCCGGGGCGCAGGUUGCUCUUAAGGGCACCGACGGCAUGACGGCGCUACACGCGGCCGCAAGAACCGGGAAUUUAGCAGCUUGUCAGGCGCUGUUGCGUGCAAACAAAGGGCUUUGCGACAUGCGGGACGACGGUGGCUGGACGCCCCUCGUAUGGGCGUGCGAGCACGGGUUUACCGAAGUGGCGCGCUUUCUCCUCGACCAAGGGGCGGACAUUCAUUCCAGGGACGUGGAGCAGAACGUCGCCCUACAUUGGGCGGCUUUCAAGGGCAGUGCCGCCACCGCGGAGCUGCUCCUCAACCUCAACAGCGACGUCAAUGUGGUGAACGUGCACGGCGAUACUCCAUUGCAUAUGGCGGCGCGGGAGGACUGCUACAACUGCGUCCUAGUGCUGCUGGCGCGUCGCGCCGACGUUUCCCUGGUGAACAAGAACAGUGAGACUGCGUUGGACUGUGCGCCCAAGACCGGAAAAUGCUUCGCUCCCCUUGCGCUCAACGCCCAGAUGCAUUUUGCGAUAAGCAACAACCCUCAAAGGCACCCCAGUCUGCUCAGCAACGACAUUUCCAAUGGGCGGGAGCAGAACCCCAUCCAGUGCGUCAACGAUGUGGACGCGAGUCCGCAGCCCAAUGACUACACCUACAUAGCAAAGACCUGCGUCAGUUCGGGCAAUGUGCAGAUCGACCGCAAAGUGGGCGCGAUGCUCCCAUGUGUUUGCACGGAGCGUUGCACUUGUUGCAGCUGCGCCCAGGGCUGGUACGACCAGGGCAAGCUGAGCGCCGACUUCAACUUCCUAGACCCGCCGCUGAUAUUCGAGUGCAGCGACUUGUGCGCCUGCAACGCCAUCCUGUGCCCCAACCGGCUGGUGCAGCGCCCCCUCGCCCAGCGCUUCCAACUGUUCCGAACGCAGUCAAAGGGCUGGGGCGUCAGGGCACUGGGCGCCAUCGGCCUGGGCCAGUUCGUGUGCGAGUACAUAGGCGAAAUUCUCACCGAUCUGGAGGCGGAAAGCCGCACCGACGACAGUUUUCUUUUCGACUUGGACAACCAAGAGAGCGAUUCAUUUUGCAUCGACGCCCGGUUCUACGGAAACUUUGCGCGCUUUAUCAACCAUUCCUGCUUCCCGAAUUUGCAGCCGGUUAAGGUGUUCGUGGAGCACAGAGACUUGCGGUUCCCCCACAUUGCGUUCUUCGCAAAACGCGACAUUGCCGUCAACGAGGAGCUGAGCUUCGACUACGGCGACAAGUUCUGGCUGGUCAAGUACAAGACGUUCACCUGCGAGUGCCGCGCCUCGUGCUGCCGCUACUCCCAGCAGAGUAUUGCGGCCACCUUGGCCAAGUACCGAAUAGGGAGCGCCAAUGACUGAUUCGAGUGAAGUCCAAAAUUUUUUUUUUAUAUUGAGGUUUGGAAACUUCGCGUUGCUGUUGGCAAAGGAACAAAGAUCGGGGUGGUUCAAAAGGCGCCUUAUAACUAGAGAAUUUAACAAUAAAUGAACGCUUAGCGUUCGCAAAUGACACACA
Molecule: messenger RNA, 2906 nt
Organism: Dendroctonus ponderosae (mountain pine beetle)
Lineage: Eukaryota; Metazoa; Arthropoda; Insecta; Coleoptera; Curculionidae
Gene: G9a
Product: histone-lysine N-methyltransferase EHMT2
Exons: 13
Coding region: 323-2752 (809 amino acids)
Cellular component (GO): nucleus
Molecular function (GO): histone methyltransferase activity; p53 binding; zinc ion binding
Source: RefSeq, a predicted model, not a curated record